This is a messenger RNA of Aureobasidium uvarum, 4569 nucleotides long. The record is from the annotation of a GenBank genome assembly. NCBI's taxonomy places the organism in Eukaryota, Fungi, Ascomycota, Dothideomycetes, Dothideales, Saccotheciaceae.
AUGUGGGGCAGCGGCGUAGCUGAUGACCCGCGCAUUGCUCGUCUGGAAAGUCAAGGGCAGAAUGCCUGGCAUAACCCCGCCCAGCCCCGUGCUGAACGACUACACAACGAUCCUGACUCUCAAUCAUCCAGCUCAGAGGAUGUCGAUCGUAGCGGUACCUGGGGUGAACACGAUGCCGGCAUGCCGAACGAACUUAUGGCCAUGGAAGACUACAGGGCUCUAAGGAGAGAGCUCACCAAUCGAUCAAAAACCAGCACACGUCAAUCACUUGGCCGAAAACAAUCAUCCAGGAGACACAGCACGGCUACCGAUGAUGUAGAUGAAGAAUCCGAGGUCGGAGGGAACACCGAGGCCCAGGAGGGCAAGGAUGAGGACGACUUCGAACUUGGUGACUUUAUGAGAGAAGGCCAUCUCGGUCAGCGCAAGGGAGACAAGUCAGCCAAGAAGGUUGGCGUGAUAUACAAAAAUCUCACUGUCAAGGGCGUCGGAGCUGGCGCAACCUUUGUCCGCACUCUACCUGAUGCCAUCUUAGGCACAUUUGGACCGGAUCUCUACCACAUUCUUUCCAGAUUCGUCCCCUUCCUUCGCUCGAAGAACGGUGAUCUAAAGACACUCAUCAACGACUUCUCGGGUGUUGUAAGAGAUGGAGAGAUGAUGCUGGUCCUGGGUAGACCUGGUGCCGGCUGCACAACCUUCCUCAAAGCCAUUGCCAACAACCGCGAAGGCUACGCCCAAGUCGAUGGCGACGUCUCAUACGGUGGUAUCUCUGCCGAAAAGCAGAGGAAAAUGUACCGUGGUGAGGUCAACUACAACAUGGAAGAUGAUGUUCAUUUCGCUACACUCAAUGUCUGGCAAACAUUCAUGUUCGCUCUUCUAACCAAAACUAAGAAGAAGGCCACGGGAGAUAUUCCUCUAAUCGCUGAUGCCUUGAUGAAGAUGUUCGGUAUCAGUCACACAAAGAUGACUCUUGUCGGUGAUGAAUACACAAGAGGUGUGUCGGGAGGUGAGCGAAAACGUGUCUCGAUCGCAGAGACUCUCGCGUCCAAGUCCACUGUGGUCUGCUGGGACAACUCAACUCGUGGACUCGAUGCAUCGACAGCUCUGGAUUACGCAAAGUCACUUCGCAUCAUGACCGACGUCAGCAACAGAACCACGCUUGUAACCCUCUAUCAAGCAGGUCAGGGCAUCUAUGAUCUAAUGGACAAGGUUUUGGUUAUUGACCAAGGUCGUUGUAUCUUCACCGGACCUGCUGGAGCGGCCAAGCAGUAUUUCAUCGACCUCGGGUUUGAAUGUCCUGAGAGACAAACUACCGCCGACUUUUUGACUGCUAUCACCGAUCCUGUUGAGAGACGGUUCAGAUCAGGCUGCGAGGCCAGCACUCCCAAGACCCCUGUAGAGUUGGAGCGUGCCUUCCGCGAAUCUCCCUUCUUUACUCGCAAUAUGCAAGACGUCGACACGUACGAACAACACCUUCAGCAAACCAACCACGAAGAUGCCAAAGAGUUUGAAGAAACUGUCCAGGCCGGAAAGUCGAAGACUGUUACCAAGAAAUCGCCGUAUACUGUCAGUUUCAUUCGCCAAGUACUUGCUUGCACCAAACGUGAGUUCUGGCUGCUCUGGGGAGACACCACAACGUUGUACACGAAGGUGUUCAUUAUCAUCUCCAACGGUCUUAUCGUCGGCUCUCUCUUCUACGGACAAUCCCUCAACACCGAUGGCGCUUUCUCCCGUGGCGGUUCUCUUUUCUUCUCGAUUCUCUUCCUUGGCUGGCUCCAACUUACUGAACUGAUGAAGGCUGUCAGUGGACGCGCUGUCGUUGCUCGCCAGAAGGAAUACGCUUUCUAUCGCCCCUCCGCAGUCAGUGUUGCCCGUGUGGUUGCCGAUUUCCCGGUCAUUCUGGUUCAAGUCUGUCUCUUCACCAUCAUCAUGUAUUUCAUGACAAACCUGGAUGUUGAUGCCGGCAAAUUCUGGAUCUACUUCCUGUUCGUCUACGUUAAUACCAUCUGUAUCACCGCUCUGUAUCGCAUGUUUGCAAGUUUGUCGCCAACGAUCGACGAUGCCGUUCGUUUCUCUGGUAUCGCCCUCAACUUGCUUAUCAUCUACACCGGCUAUGUCAUUCCCAAGACGCAGCUACUUAGCAAGUACAUCUGGUUCGGUUGGAUCUACUACAUUAACCCCAUCUCUUACUCGUUCGAGGCCGUUUUGACCAACGAAUUCUCCGACCGCACGAUGCAAUGUUCGCCAGACAAUUUGGUCCCCCAAGGUCCUGGUAUCGAUCCUGCUUUCCAGGGAUGUACCCUGACUGGCGCAGCGGUAAACGCCCACUCUGUCAACGGUGCACAGUAUCUCCAGACGCAAUACACAUACUCCCGUGCCCAUCUCUGGCGCAACUUUGGAGUUGUUAUUGCCUUCACCGUGCUUUACUUGCUCGUUACUAUCGCUGCCACCGAACUCUUCAGCUUUGUCGGCAGUGGUGGCGGUGCUUUGGUUUUCAAGAAGUCUAAAAAGGCAAAGCAGCAAGUCAAGUCAGCUAGCCCUUCGGACGAAGAGAAAGUCGGAUCCGACAGUGAUACCGCUGUUGGUGGAUCAACCGGCGAGAAGGAAGAGCAAGACGCCCUGGACUCAAUCGUGAAGAGCGAGAGCAUCUUCACUUGGAGAGAUGUCGAGUACACCGUUCCCUACAACGGUGGUGAGCGCAAACUCCUCAAUAAGGUUAACGGAUAUGCCAAACCCGGUCUCAUGAUCGCUCUGAUGGGUGCCUCUGGUGCAGGAAAGACAACUCUUCUCAACACUCUCAGUCAAAGGCAGAAGAUGGGUGUCGUCCAGGGCGAGAUGUUCGUCGACGGCAGACCUCUCGGCAAAGAGUUCCAGCGUAAUACUGGUUUCUGCGAACAGAUGGAUCUUCACGACGGCACUUCGACCAUCAGAGAAGCACUCGAGUUCUCGGCUAUUCUCCGCCAGGACCGCAAGGUUCCUCGUGCCGAGAAGAUUGCAUAUGUCGACAAGGUCAUUGACUUGCUUGAACUCAACGACAUGCAGGAUGCCAUCAUCUCUUCUCUCGGUGUUGAACAACGUAAGCGUCUCACCAUCGGUGUCGAACUCGCAGCCAAACCCUCGUUGUUGCUCUUUUUGGACGAGCCGACCAGUGGUCUCGACUCGCAAAGUGCGUACAGCAUUAUUCGCUUCCUGAAGAAACUUACUGCCGCUGGCCAAGCUAUUGUCUGCACCAUCCAUCAGCCCUCGUCUGUGCUCAUUCAGCAGUUCGACAUGGUUCUCGCUCUCAACCCUGGAGGUAACACCUUCUACUUUGGUCCUAUCGGAGAGAACGGCAAAGAUGUUAUCGAAUACUUCGGUGAACGUGGCGUCAAGUGUCCUCCAGAGAAGAACGUUGCAGAGUUCCUUCUCGAGACUGCCAUCAAGCCCCGAAAGCGAGCAGACGGAUCUAAGAUUGACUGGAACGAGGAGUGGCGUAACAGUAAGGAGGCCCAAGCAGUCAUCGAAGAGAUCGACGGACUCAAGCGUAUGAGAAGUAAGUCGGUCCACGAGAAGCAGCACGAUGAUGAAGCCACCGAAUUUGCUGCUCCCGUAUGGCUGCAGACUACCAUGCUCACCAAGCGUGUCUUCACCCAAUACUGGCGUGACCCUUCAUACCUCUACGGCAAGCUCUUCGUCGCAGUCAUCGUUGGUAUCUUCAACGGUUUCACCUUCUGGCAACUCGGCAACUCGAUCCAAGACAUGCAGAACCGCAUGUUCACAGCUUUCCUCAUCCUAACCAUUCCUCCUACCGUCGUCAACGCUGUCGUCCCGAAAUUCUACCAGAACAUGGCACUUUGGAUGGCCAGAGAGCUUCCAUCGCGUAUCUACGGUUGGUUCGCUUUCAGUACUGCCAUGGUUGUUGCCGAAAUUCCUAUCGCUGUUGUUAGUGCACUGGUAUACUGGCUUUUGUGGUACUUCGCAUCUGGACUACCGACCGACAGCUCUACUGCUGGAUAUGUCUUCUUUAUGACGCUUUUGUUCUUCUUCUUCCAGUGGAUUUGUGCCUUCGCGCCCAGUUUCACCGUCAUCUCGAACGUCCUGCCUUUCUUUUUCGUCAUGUUCUCGCUGUUCAACGGUGUCGUACGCCCUUAUGCGUCGAUCCCUGUCUUCUGGCGCUUCUGGAUCGGUGUCCUCGCCAAGACUCUCGACGGCAUCCGCGUCGAAUGCACACCUAGCGAAACAGCCAUGUUCAAUGUUCCCGACGGCCAGACCUGCCAAUCCUACGCCGGCGCCUUUGCAGCCUCAGCAGGUGGAUACCUUCUCAACCCUGACGCUACCGCAGACUGCCAGUACUGCCCCUACGAGUAUGCCAAUGGCUACCUUGCCUCCNNCCUCAACAUCAAGGCCAGUCAAGCAUGGAGAGACCUCGGUAUCUUCUGCAUUUUCGUCGUGUCCAACUGGGCUUUGGUGUACUUCUUCAUCUACACUGUUCGUAUCAAGGGUUGGAGCUUUGGCUUUGGAAAGCUGUUCGGUGCUUUGGGUAGCUUGGUUGGAGCCAUCAAGAAGCCUUUCAAGAGCAAGAAGAAGGAGUAG